This is a messenger RNA of Knipowitschia caucasica, 1053 nucleotides long. The record is from the annotation of a GenBank genome assembly. Lineage: Eukaryota; Metazoa; Chordata; Actinopteri; Gobiiformes; Gobiidae.
AUGUCUCACGCCGCAAAGAAAAGAAAACUGGACAAAAGCCGCCAGGACAGUCUCUAUUUUGACAGCUACACGGACGUGACCAUCCAUGAGGAGAUGAUAGCGGACCACGUCCGCACGGGCACAUACAGGACGGCGAUCCUGAGGAACAGCGAGUCUAUCCGGGGGAAAGUGGUGCUGGACGUGGGGGCUGGCACUGGCGUCCUGAGCAUGUUCUGUGUGCAGGCCGGGGCCAAGAAAGUCUACGCAGUGGAGGCUUGUUCGAUCGCGGAACAAGCUGUAAAAAUAGUCAAACACAACCAGAUGGAGGACAAGAUAGAAGUCAUUCGCGGCACGGUGGAGACUGUGGAGAUCCCGGAGCCGGUGGAUGUGAUCGUGAGCGAGUGGAUGGGGUACGCGCUGCUGCAUGAGUCCAUGCUGAACUCCGUGCUCUACGCCCGGGAUAAAUGGUUGAAACCCGGAGGUCUCAUGCUGCCGAGCAAAGCUGAACUGUACAUUGCGCCGAUGAGCGACCCCGUUGUGGAGGACCGCUUGCACUUCUGGUACCACGUGAAAGACCAGUACGGGGUGGAUAUGUCAUGCAUGUAUGAAUUCGCUGAAAAAUGCAUAAAAAACUCUGACAUCGCGGUGAACCCGGUGACUGUGGAGGAUGUGUUGUCGCACCCGUCGCGGUUUGCAGAGCUGGACCUGCACACUAUCACCACAGAGGAGCUGCGCGCAGUCAGAGGCCACUUCUCAUGCUCCUCGUUUGGUUGCGCGGCUGUGAACGCUUUCUGCGUGUGGUUCACCGUAUCAUUCCCAUGUCCGGACAAACCACAACAGCCAAUCGUUCUGUCCACGUCUCCCUUCAACCCGGAGACUCACUGGAAACAAGCGGUUCUGUACGUGGACCGUCCCGAGGAAGUAGUGCAGGACACGCUGGUCACAGGGGAGGUGCAGAUGUCCCCCUCAGAGCAGAGCGACAGGCACAUUAGUAUCCACCUUGACUACACUAUCGGACAGCACAAAAGGCAGUCCAAGAAGUUUGCUAUCCCUGACUGGAGCUCACAGUCCUAG